CGGCGCUAUCCAUCAGGCAGCUGUCUGUCAGUUGGUUGACAAAUUUUAACUUUUGGCUUCGUGUAAAUUGUAGUUGUAGGAGUUUCAAAUCCGUCUAAUAGCCAAUGAAUAUGGUGCACAUCAAGAGAUAAUGUUUAUUUUUACUGUUUAUUAUAUUCUUUAAUUGUAAAAGUUAGGAGAAGGCAGUAGCUUGUGGUGUUUUGGUUAUAAUGGAGGAUCUCAAUUUGACAGAAACCGAAAUGAGAUAUUUCGGUGAUUUGUUUUUAUGUUGCGACGAGGAGUCUAAUGGGAAAAUCCCUAUAUUAAAAGCUACAGAACUCUUCAGGUCUUCUAAUGUACCUAAUGACGUCCUCAAACAGAUAAUGGACAUAAGUGUAGCUCCACAUGUCUGUGCAUCAUUAAAUCACAUGAAUAGGAAACAGUUUUAUUCUUCAUUAAAGCUGAUUGCUGCACACCAACAAAAUAUGGCAUUAAAACCUGAGCUUCUGUCUACGGCUAUAGACCUCCCGCUGCCAAGGUUUACUUGGGCACUGAACUCUGAAGCAAGCCCAGACUUAAUACAAUUAUCUAAUUCACCCAAGGAGCAACACAUCAAGAGAGACAGAAAUUUUGUCAGCCUUGGAACUUAUGAGCCUAUUAGAAUUUCAUCAAAUUUAUCAGAUAGUGAUGUCCCUCAAACAUUGUCACAUGAUGCCACGGAGUGUGUGAGCACCGACUCGGAGAUAGAAUCUGAAACAAUGUCACAGAGAUCAGAUCAUUCCCGUGGGAGAAGAGGCAAGAAUGGUUCCCCGUGGAGCACGGCGAGUGAGAGCCCGACGCCCACCAACAGCGUGGCGGAGAGGCACCCUGUGUGGGAGCACAGCGCCACCGGCCGCGGGGUGUGGCCGGUGAACACCGGCGAGGAGCAUACACAACUACUCGGCACAGAAGAGGAGUCCUCCGACCGCCACUCGUCGGACGAGGAGACGGACGCGGGGCGCGCGGGGGGCGCGGGCGGCGCGGGCGGCGCGGGGGGGUGGGCGGUGAGCGAGGCGCAGGCGCGGCACUACGCGGCGCAGUUCGCGCAGCUGCGGCCCGACCGCGGCCUGCUGUCCGGACACACUGCCAGGUUGUUCUUCGAGAAGUCCCGCCUGCCCGUGGCGGACCUGCGCAAGAUCUGGCAGCUGGCGGACAUAACAAAAGACGGCGCGCUCAGCCUCGAGGAGUUCAGCAUCGCCAUGCACCUGAUUGUGCUGCGGCGCGCCGACGUGCCCGUGCCGGACGUACUCCCCCCCGCGCUGCGCCCCGCGCCCCGCGCCGCCGCCACCGACCUGCGCGACCUGGCGCCCGCCAUGCUCGGCUCCGGCUCCUCCGCCGACUUCAACCUGGAGCCGCCCGCCUCGCCCCCCGCGCCCGCCGCCGCCGCCCCCGAGCCCCCCGCCAAGCCCGAGCCGCUCAAGGAGUGGACCAAGUUCGUCGACUCGCCCACGUCCAGCGUGUCCAGCCCCGGCCCCAAGCCGGUCAACUUCGACUUCCAGAAGGCGGCCGUCGAGCGCGACCCCAAGAUCUUCCACCCGGUGGCGCUGCGCGUGACGCCGGACGGCGACGAGCGCGCCUCCACCAGCCCCAAGCGCGACGCCGAGCUCAAGCCGCUGCAGCGCCCGCAGCCCAAGAAGCCGCUGAAGCCGGGGGGGGGCGCGCUGCCGCCGCCGCCCGCGCGCGACGAGCCGCCCGGCCGCAAGGAGCCGCCGCCGCCGCCGCCGCGCCCGCUGCGCCACCACGCGCGCUCCUCCUCGCUCGACCUCACGCGGCUCAAGAGCGCGCCGCCGCCGCCGCCGCUGCCGCCGCCGCGCACCUCGCCCGCGCCCGCGCCCGCCUUCGCGCCGCCCGAGCCCGACGACCCGCCGCUCAUGCACGGCGCCUUCGAGGUGUACCGCAAGCCGGCGGCGGCGGCGGCGGCGGGGGGCGCGGGGGGCGAGGGCGGGCUGCGCGCGCUGCAGGAGCAGAACGCCGCGCUGCAGCGCGUGUGCCGCGCGCUGCUGGCCGAGCUCGCCGACACGCAGCAGGAGAAGGAGACGCUGCGCGCGCAGCUCGACCCCGCGCUCUAGUGCACCCCCCCCCCCCCCCCCCCCCCCCCGCACCGC
This is a messenger RNA of Plutella xylostella (diamondback moth), 2123 nucleotides long. It is a transcript of the gene Reps, whose product is annotated as RALBP1 associated Eps domain containing. Gene Ontology annotation, biological process: endocytosis; endosomal transport. Gene Ontology annotation, cellular component: cytoplasm; plasma membrane. NCBI's taxonomy places the organism in Eukaryota, Metazoa, Arthropoda, Insecta, Lepidoptera, Plutellidae. The record is from RefSeq and is a predicted model, not a curated record. Gene Ontology annotation, molecular function: calcium ion binding; protein binding.